AUCGACUUGUUCUCGAACUAAAACUACCACCUCUGGAUGCAUACUAUAAGUUGAGACACAUUAUUGAAGAAAUUAAUGGCCUCAUUGCUUUGUACUCAGACUCAGAAAAUCCAUCAUUUGUCUCACCUGCCUUGGGAAACGUAUGUUUUGCUAGCUCUGAGUACAAUGUUUGUUUUACAUUAAAAUCAUUUGCCGCACUUUAUGCCCGAAAUCACCCAACACUCAAUGCUACUGAAUUUGCAAAGAGGUUAUGGGGUGAUGUAUAUUUUAAUUCAAAAACACGAAAGUUUACAAAGAAACCUCCGCACAAUACAGCUCAACGUAGUUUUAUCGAAUUUAUAUUGGAACCGCUAUACAAGAUAUUCGCUCAGGUCGUUGGAGAUGUUGACACUACUUUACCGGAUGUUCUUGACGAGCUUGGAAUCCGGCUAACCUCUGAAGAGAUGAAAAUGAAUAUCAGACCACUAUUGAGAUUGGUUUGCACUAGAUUUCUUGGAGAUAUGUGUGGAUUGGUUGAUAUGUGUGUCGCUCAUGUUCCGAGUCCACUGGUCCAUGCACCUGUUAAAGUUCAACAUGUUUACACUGGGCCUGUAGAUUCGCCAUUGGCUCAAGAUAUGAUCAACUGUGAUCCAGAUGGGCGGUUAAUGAUUCAUAGUACGAAAAUGUAUCCGACCGAGGAUUGUACGCUCUUCGUAGUCCUAGGGAGAGUGAUGUCUGGUACUUUGGAAGCUAAUCAACGUGUCCGAGUUCUUGGUGAAGCGUAUUCCAGAGCAGACGAAGAAGAUUCUCGGAUCCUCACAGUGGGACGGCUUUGGAUCAGUGAAGCCCGAUAUUCUAUAGAAUUGAAUCGCGUGCCAGCCGGUAACUGGGUCCUUAUAGAAGGUAUUGAUAGACCCAUAGUAAAGACCAGUACUAUAACGGAUCUGAUUGCGUCCGACGAUCUCCAUAUAUUUCGACCACUGAAAUUCAACACUCAGAGUGUUAUUAAGAUUGCAGUGGAACCAGUGAAUCCUUCGGAAUUACCAAAAAUGCUGGAUGGUCUACGAAAAGUGAAUAAAAGUUAUCCGUUGUUAGGAACAAGAGUAGAGGAGAGCGGGGAGCAUGUGGUUCUCGGUACUGGUGAACUUUAUUUGGAUUGCGCAAUGCACGAUUUGAGAAGAAUGUAUUCCGAAAUUGAUAUCAAAGUAGCUGAUCCUGUGGUGGCAUUCGCUGAGACUGUUGUCGAAACAAGUUCAUUAAAAUGUUUUGCGGAGACACCGAAUAAACGCAAUAAACUUACAAUGAUAGCUGAACCAUUGGAAAGAGGUCUUGCCGAAGAUAUCGAAGCUGAACAUGUGCGGAUAACAUGGAACAAGAAGAGGUUAGGUGAAUUUUUCCAAACGAAGUACGAUUGGGAUUUAUUGGCGGCGAGAAGUAUAUGGGCAUUUGGACCCGAUUCGACAGGACCGAAUAUUCUCGUAGAUGAUACUUUACCUUCGGAGGUGGACAAAACGUUAUUGAAUAGUGCUCGAGAUGCAAUUAUUCAAGGAUUUCAGUGGGGUACACGAGAAGGUCCUUUAUGCGAAGAACCUAUUCGCAACGUCAAAUUUAAAAUACUUGACGCUGUGAUUGCUCAGGAACCUCUUCAUCGUGGAGGAGGGCAGAUUAUUCCAACCGCAAGAAGAGUUGCAUAUUCUGCUUUUUUAAUGGCAACGCCACGAUUAAUGGAACCCUAUCUCUUUGUUGAAGUCCAAGCACCAGCAGACUGUGUUUCUGCAGUGUACACCGUACUAGCAAAACGAAGAGGGCAUGUAACGCAAGAUGCACCAGUUCCAGGUAGUCCGCUUUACACCAUAAAGGCUUUUAUUCCGGCCAUUGACAGUUUCGGUUUUGAAACGGACUUGAGAACACAUACUCAAGGACAAGCAUUCUGUCUCUCCGUUUUUCAUCAUUGGCAAAUUGUACCGGGUGACCCUCUUGAUAAAAGUAUUGCCAUACGGCCGCUUGAACCUCAACCUGCCACGCAUUUGGCUAGAGAAUUUAUGCUGAAGACUAGGCGGCGCAAAGGACUAUCCGAGGAUGUUUCCAUCAAUAAAUUUUUUGAUGAUCCUAUGCUUCUAGAACUUGCUAGACAAGAUGUACUUUUAAAUUAUCCUCUGUAGAACUUUAAGUAAAGAAUAAACUUAAGAAAAGUAUUUUAAGGAAUAUAUCAAACAAAUCUUUUCUCUGUGUUUUUUUGACAUUAUUUGAUAUGCCUUGUCAAACUGAUCAUUAAAGUCCAUUCUCAAAACA
This is a messenger RNA of Cephus cinctus (wheat stem sawfly), 2271 nucleotides long. Its product is annotated as 116 kDa U5 small nuclear ribonucleoprotein component. The record is from RefSeq and is a predicted model, not a curated record. Gene Ontology annotation, molecular function: GTPase activity; GTP binding; translation elongation factor activity. NCBI's taxonomy places the organism in Eukaryota, Metazoa, Arthropoda, Insecta, Hymenoptera, Cephidae. Gene Ontology annotation, cellular component: cytosol; U2-type catalytic step 2 spliceosome; U4/U6 x U5 tri-snRNP complex. Gene Ontology annotation, biological process: mRNA splicing, via spliceosome.